Molecule: messenger RNA, 852 nt
Organism: Laccaria bicolor S238N-H82
Lineage: Eukaryota; Fungi; Basidiomycota; Agaricomycetes; Agaricales; Hydnangiaceae
Exons: 3
Coding region: 1-852 (283 amino acids)
Biological process (GO): uroporphyrinogen III biosynthetic process
Molecular function (GO): uroporphyrinogen-III synthase activity
Source: RefSeq, a predicted model, not a curated record
AUGUCCAAGGUCCUCCUCCUUAGGGAACCAUCGCAAGGGGUCCCAGAUCGCUACCAAACCACUCUAACUUCAUCCGGGUACCGCACGAUCUGUGUUCCCGUUCUCGAAACCGUCCACACCAACCUCAACGCUCUCAAGGACAUCAUCAGGGAACCAAAGGCGUUCCGCGGUGUCAUAAUCACCAGUAGACGGGUCUGCGAUGCGUGGAAACUCGCUUUGGCUGAUUUGGCUGAAUCUCCGCAUGAAGAUAGAGAGGGGGUAGCACGCUGGUCGACGGUGCCGUUCUAUGUCGUGGGACAGGCCACGGCUUCGGCGCUGAAGGAAUUGGAGAGUUUGUAUGCCGGUAUUGGGUUCUGUCGGUUAGACAUUCGAGGGGAAUCUUCUGGCACGGCUGAGCAGCUUGGUCACUUUAUUUUGAACGACCGGACGUCGCGGUCUGGACAAUUGCUAUAUCUCACUGGAGACAAGAACCGUGAUACCCUACCAAACAUUCUACCAGGCGGUGGAAUUGAACUUCACCCUCUUCGUGUAUAUGAAACUCAGGGCUCAUCUACCUUUGAGCAGGAAUUGCUCGUUGCUUUGGAAUCAUUUCCGAAAGAUUAUUCUGCAUGGUGGAUCGUUUACUUUGCGCCAUCCGCAGCCGAGUUUGUGACGCCCAUCCUUCGACGCCACUUCGACUUCUCAUUGUCCGAGAAAACCGGCAGGAAAAUGAAAAUAGCUUCGAUCGGACCUACUACCGCUACUUUUCUGCGUGAAGUGUUAGAGUUGCAAGUGGACGCGGUAGCUAGUAAACCCACCCCAGAAGAACUUGUCUCUUCUAUCGUUGCCUUUGAUCGGUCUCAUGAACUCUAG